This is a messenger RNA of Nicotiana tabacum (common tobacco), 2879 nucleotides long. Its product is annotated as mechanosensitive ion channel protein 2, chloroplastic. The record is from RefSeq and is a predicted model, not a curated record. Gene Ontology annotation, cellular component: membrane. Gene Ontology annotation, biological process: transmembrane transport. NCBI's taxonomy places the organism in Eukaryota, Viridiplantae, Streptophyta, Magnoliopsida, Solanales, Solanaceae.
UCAUAGCUUUUUUUUUCCAAAUAACAAUACUCUGCUAUUUUCUUGUUCUUGCAACCCCUUAUAAUACGACGCUGUUUUGCCGCGUCCAAAUUCUAUUUUUAGGUUUUUCCCCAUCUCUAUUCCACCAAUUAAGAGUCUGAAUUUCGCAAGAUUUUUCCAAGAGAAGUAGAGGUUGUGGGGGAAUCAUCAAUUUUGAUAUACUUAUUUUGCUGUUAGAAAGACUCUUGAUGAAUGUGGAGUAACCUAUUUAUCUUAUAUGCUGCCAUUGAUAGUUAAUUGUCUGCUUAGGUUUGUCCAAUAAUGGCUGCUGCUGGUUCUUUGCAAUUGUCUCAUUAUUUAGGGACUUGCAAGAACCAUGAGCGCCUUAAGAAAUAUUCACCUGUACAGAAUACAAUAGGAAGGAGCAGUUGGCGUUCUUGCUGCACGAGUUUGUCAUCUUUAUCAUCGCGGCAGGACUCUUGGAGUAUCCAUCACGUAAGAGGAUUGCAAGUGAAGAAACAUGUGCUCCCAUAUAGAAGCCAUUCGUUCAAGUGUAAUUCUUUCCUAAAACCAGAGCAAGCUUUUGACAUUUCUUCUGUAAAGAAUGCUGCUAUUAUACUGAAAAGGUCAUACAAUAGCUUACAAGGCAGCCCACUUAUGCUUAAGUUGCUUCCAGCAAUUGGAAUCCUUGCUUUUGCAAUUUGGGGUCUUGCGCCGCUACUGCGUCAAAGUAGAAACAUACUCCUCCAUAAGAGCGAUAACAGCUGGGGAAAGAGUGGUACAUAUCAUGUAACGACCUUUUAUCUUCAACCUUUGCUGUUGUGGACUGGGGCAAUGCUUGUCUGCAGAGCAUUGGAACCCAUGGUGCUACCCACAGAAGCUAGUCAAAUUGUUAAACAACGACUUCUGAAUUUUAUAAAAUCUUUGUCUACUGUGCUAGCCUUUGCAUAUUGUUUGUCCAGUGUUAUUCAACAAGCACAGAAGUUAUUCAUGGAGACAAGUGAUGCAAAUGAUACUAGAAAUAUGGGCUUCCAAUUUGCUGGUAGAGCUGUGUAUACUGCAGUCUGGGUCGCAGCUGCGUCAUUGUUCAUGGAGUUGCUAGGUUUCUCUACACAGAAAUGGUUAACUGCGGGAGGACUUGGUACUGUCUUGCUGACACUUGCUGGACGUGAGAUAUUCACGAAUUUUCUUUCAAGCAUCAUGAUCCAUGCCACACGUCCAUUUGUCCUUAAUGAAUGGAUUCAAACCAAGAUUGAAGGCUAUGAAGUUUCUGGCACAGUUGAGCAUGUGGGCUGGUGGUCCCCCACAAUCAUAAGAGGCGAGGAUCGAGAAGCUGUUCACAUUCCAAACCACAAGUUUACGGUUAAUGUUGUCAGAAAUCUGACUCAGAAAACUCAUUGGCGUAUUAAAACUCACCUAGCCAUCAGUCAUUUGGAUGUCAGUAAGAUAAAUAAUAUUGUAGCUGACAUGCGCAAAGUUUUGGCGAAGAAUCCCCAAGUUGAGCAACAGAGGUUGCACAGAAGAGUAUUCCUGGAGAACGUCAACCCUGAAAAUCAAGCCCUGUUGAUCUUGAUAUCCUGCUUUGUCAAGACGUCACACUUCGAAGAAUACUUGUGUGUCAAGGAAGCUAUUUUGUUAGAUCUUCUCAGAGUCAUUCGACAUCACCGAGCUCGGCUUGCCACUCCCAUCCGUACGGUUCAGAAAAUAUAUAGUGAUGCUGACUUGGAAAACAUACCAUAUGAUUCUGCAUUCAACCGUGGAGCAGCAUCAACUCGUCCAUUGCUACUGAUUGAGCCAUCUUAUAAGAUCAACGGGGAAGAUCGCACUAAAGGUCGACCAAUUCGUGUGAAUGGUGAAGAAGACACCAAGGAAAAGGCUACCACGAAAUCGGCACCUGAUAGCAAGGUUGAGACGAAGAGCGGACCUGCAUCUGAUUCUAAAGUCAAAGAAACAGUUCCAGCUAACUCUCAUGGUAAAGAUGUGCCAAUUUCUGAAUUGAAACUUGAUCCCAAAGUUGACAAAGUGGCACAUACUGAAACCAAAGAUGACAUUAAAACACCGUCUGAUCCAAAAUCGAGUAAGGUGACAGUGAAAGCCACCUCAAAACCUAUCUCCAAAGCUGAUUCAAAGUCUGCAGAAGCACCAACUAUUGAUUCCAAAGAUCUCUCAGAGAACAGCUAUAGCAACAAGCAAGAUAAGAGAAAUACAGUUGAUAAUUCUGCAGUUUCUCCAUCAUCAGAUGUAAGAGAGAAAACAGUCGGUGUCUCAUCUACUUCACAAUCUAAACGAGAGGAUGAAAGGACAGCAGCUCCACAACCAUCUGUAUCAUCAAAACCUGCAUUGGAAGAGAACAUUGUUCUUGGUGUUGCUCUGGAGGGUUCGAAGAGAACUCUUCCAAUUGAAGAAGAGAUGUCGCCGCCACCAAAUCCAACGGAGUCCAAGGAAUUGGCUACUAGCCGUAGUAGUAGUAGUAAUGCUUCUACCGUUGCAGAGAAAGAUAAACAAGAUGGUCAGCGUUCAAAUCGCCCUAAUUCUGCAGCUCCCGAUCAGUCAGGCAAAAGGCCCUCUACUGGCAAUUGACCCUGCCUAUGUUUUCACUAACCGUGUGAAACUAAUUCUUAGUCAUCACUACCAGAUUUGAUGUUUAAGGUACAUUGAGAUAGUUGUCUUGAUGUCCAUGUUGGUGAAGUAUUUAGCCGAUCACUCCAGUAUAAAAAUGGAGAAAUUAUAGGGCUUAAUCAUGUUAGUUUAGUGGUUGUGGAUGUAUGUAUUAUAUUUAUUAGUAUGUUUCCAAUUUGACCGCAGUAGCAAAAUAUUUGGUUAUUGACCAGCUCGAGCAACUUCUAUAGGAGCUGUCAUUUCUCAUUUAUGUUGGUUAGCAGCACAGGAGUUGUCAUUUC